CGAAAGAAGACACGUUUGACGAUAAUACUAAUUAAAGUAUUUGAGCAAUAAGACAUUUCAUAACCAAUCUAAUAAAUCAUAACAUUCUUACAUAGCACGACAUUGUCGCGUUAAACUCGAAUUGAGCAUUAUGGGUAAACCGAAUAAGCCAAAAUGUGUUAAACGUGAAGGAAUCAUCAAAACCAAAAGUGAAAUCAAAAUAAUCCCAGAGGUGAACCCACAAAUAAUCCCGAAGAAAAGCUGGAAAGAAAGCCUCUAAAAGAAUCUAAACUUGUCAUACCAAAAGAGUCUGGAGAGGAAAACGAAAAUCGCCCCGCAGCAGAGCUCGGAAAUUACCUCAAUGCAGCGUUAUUACGAAUGAACAUCAGAAAUGAGCCCGACAAUGACCCCGAAAAUGAGCCUGAAGAUGACCUCAGAGAUGAAAUCAAAUGCAUACCAUCAUUUAAUUCAAUUACUCUUAAAGAUAUCAAAGAUAUUCUGUACGAAUUACACGAAUACUUUGACGAAUUUCAAAUUGAAAUUGUUGCCUGUCCUGAUUUAUCCAAAGAACCAUACAAUUUUGAAACGCCUGGAAUGUCCGGGGAUACAGAAAUUUGGGAAAUAUAUACUCCUAAUUUUCGCCUACCGAGUAAAAACUAUUGUUUCAGUAUGGGUAAACCGGCAAUGGUGCUUAAAAUACGCGCUAAAGGACGUAAAAUCAAUUACAACAUCAUAACAUUAAUACAGAAUAUUUUGCAUAAGCGCUUAUAUUUUAAAAUAGGGUUAAAUGGCCUGCUCCUAAUACAAGGGGGACAAAUAAAACUGGGCAAAUUUCCAAAGAAUGACCAGCCACGGUGUAGGACAAUAAACUGUAAUUUAAAUGCAAAAGUAUGUGUGGGCGUAAUAGUCAAUGAUCCAGUCAUAAUUGAAGGACAACAUGAUGGACUUUUUUAUACAAAUGAUCGUUAUAUGUUUUACUCAAUCCCUAACGUGUUCGACCAAUUUCUCAACGACAUCACGCCAGAAGAGACAGAAUAUGUUGGUUACUUUGAUAUAGCGGAACGUAUGUUUUAUUUUUAUUAGUAUAUUUACUAAAACGUAUCAUUUUUCAUACAAAUUUGUCCACGCUUGAAAUAAAAUCAUGUCAUCUGUACUAGCUGUGCUUCGUGAUAAAUGUAAAAUAAUUUUAUGAGAUAUUUAAGCAGAAAAUGUUAUAACAUAUUUUCGGCUCCAAAAAUGUAACAUCAUUGAGAUAUUUCAUAUAUAUCUUUAGUUUUGCACAAGAAGUAUC
Molecule: messenger RNA, 1270 nt
Organism: Nylanderia fulva
Lineage: Eukaryota; Metazoa; Arthropoda; Insecta; Hymenoptera; Formicidae
Source: RefSeq, a predicted model, not a curated record